UAGGUAGGAAAAUAUAUAUAUAUCAUCUUAGGGCUGUUUUCCAGCUAAUAUUAAAAGUCACAAUGUGGUGGAUGAUCUAGGCCUAUAAGAGGUGUCAAUCGAUAGUACGUAUGGUAAGUUCACACUCUGAGAGGUGAGAUCCUGUGAAGCGAGCAGGUGGUACAUCCUGUGAAGGAGUUCAUAGAGACACUCAGCACUUCAAAACCCACCAGUCUGAGAAGACAAAGACUCCAUCACUCAUUCUCUCACAUUCUCGAACACAUUUUCAAUCACGCUCUUUGACAACAUGGCUGCCACAUCUCUCCUGCUCCUGCUCAUCACUCUCCUGCCUGCUCCAGGGCUCACAGGUAAGACCAAACUUCACCUUUGACCUCUACUCACUCUGGGGUGAGAGGGCAGCAGAGUGGGAAACUUUUGACCUUCUCACCCUCAUCUAUUCUCUAGAACAGCAAAGGGACGCUAGGGACAUAGACACACAGAAGGUCUUCUUUCUGGUUUUAUAAUGUAACCUGACAAUUAUGGUACAAUUAAUCAAUUAGUUGUCUGGUAAAGACCAGAACAAUUGAUGUGAUGAAAAACAAUUAAAUAUCUUGUAUCGACGUGAUAGCCCACCACUGCUUACGUUUCAUUAGGGCAAAUCUCUCUGUCCCAGCUUACCAGGACUCUGGCAUAGUGAAUGGAGCAGAAUCCAGACGCAACUCCAAACCCUACAUGGUCUCUAUACAAAACAAGACUAAGCAUAUCUGUGGAGGGUUCCUCGUGUCUGAGAGCUUUGUCAUGACAGCCACCCACUGCUACAUAUGGUAAUUGUGUUUUACUCUAAUCCUAUUGAACUAUUUAGGUAAGAAAAUGACUUCCACAACUGUAACUACUCAAACCAAAAAGUCAUAAAUUGUUCUCUGGUAUCUGUUAAAAAUGGCAUAUUUGUUUUAUGCUGUAGAAUGUUCUGUGUGCUUAGGUGCUCAGUAAGUAGACUGUUGUUUCCUCUUCACAGGGGUGUGAAUCUGACGGUUAUGGUUGGUGCUCAUGACAUUACAAGACCUGGAAGUUCUUCUUACAUCAUUGAUGUGAAAGAUUACCACAUACAUCCUGGUUACAAUGCUAAGACAUUGGAGAACGACAUCAUGCUGUUGCAGGUACAUGACAGCGGAAGUAUGCAAAAUCCAGUGCAGUAGUCAUGUAUGAAAACCUUGGAAGAUGUGUAUAAUAAUAUUUUGUAUAAUAUCAUCAACUGUAUGAUCAUGUGCUCCAAAUGUAGCUUGUCAAAACUACCCCGAAGAGCAAAGCUGUGCAGCAGAUCCCUCUCCCUAAGAAAGACCAGGACAUCAAGGCCAAAUCCUUCUGUACCGUCGCAGGGUGGGGUGCCACCAAAACAGACGGUUCUCCAAACCCAUGCCUUCUAGAGGUGAAUGUAGCUGUUGUAGACAGAAGUUCCUGCCAGAGAUCUUGGGGGAAAACUGGCACCAUAACCCCGUCUAUGAUAUGUGCUGGUGGUACUGCUGCUGAUUAUAAAGGCGUUUGCCAGGUAUGGUCAUAGAAUGUCUUUAAUUCUGAUAAUGCAUUAAUUAUAAAGUGACUUUCUUUGUAAAUGUAGAGUAAUUUUGUUUUUUCAUUCCCUUAUUUCAAUUACUAUUGCAGGGAGAUUCAGGAGGUCCUCUGGUGUGCAAGGGGACAGCAGUAGGAGUUGUGUCCUUUAACCAGAAAGGAAACUGCAAUGAGCCACAGAAGCCCAACGUCUACACCAAAAUAUCAAAGUAUCUUUCCUGGAUCAAGUGUAUCAUGAAGUAUUAAGGAAUGAAAUAUACAUUGAGUGAGUAAUAAAUGAAGAGUUUAUUUCCAAAACGCUAUAUUUACCAAUUCUUCACAUUUGUGUUUAUUCAUCAGAAAUGAUUGCUUAUGGGUACAUUCAUUACCAUUUUCAGAUUUUUAAUUCAUAGAUUUCAGAUGUGUAUGAAAAUGUUUUUUUUUAUUUUUUUGCUAAACGCUAUAUAUGCAUUGUUUAGCUGGAAUGGAAUACAUAGCCUUGCUCAGAGAAAGAGAUUUUGUUUAACAAGUGAUAACUUUUUUCUCAAAAAGCUAGGGGUCAAAAUUAUUGACACCCCUGUAUUCAAUACGUUUCAAUACCUCACCUUGCAAGGAUAGUGGUACUGAGCCUUCUUCUAAAAUGUUUUAUGAGUUGGAGACAUAGCCGCAAGAAGUGGGGGGAGGGGGGGGGGGGGGUGCAUUUUUAAAAAUGGUAAAUCAUUCCUUUUACAUUUCAGUAGACACUCUUAUCCAGAGCAACUUACAGUAGUGAGUGCAUACAUUUUCAUACUGGUCCCCCGUGGGAAUCAAACCCACAACCCUAGCGUUGCAAGCGCCAUGCUCUACCAACUAAACCACAUCAUAUCAUCACAAACCACUUGAUGUCUCAAUGUACUCAAUUACUGUAUUGUGCAUUGUGUUUCUUCAUGGAAAGUCCACAGGUACAAAACCUAGAUGACCAGCCUGUGUACAAUACAGUAAUGUACAUUUACAUGAAGCAGUUUGUAACGAUGGUAAAUUAAUACUGCACAAAAAGUGGUUGUUUUCCAUGUUAUUUGAUCAAGAAAAAUAUUUAAUUUGAUGUGGAUGUUUUGGGUCUUUGCCCAUGACUUUGCACCUUUUGAUGUAAAUGUUUGAGGACAGGGUUUUGUUCUAUUUGGAUUCCAUUAGAAUGACGACCGCAGAGAAAGGAACAGGGCAACAACUCUUACAAUUCCAACUAUGGAAUCUUGCAAGAUACUGUUCUUAAUUUUAUAACUAACAACCUUACUUUGCCAAAAUGGAGAUGAUGAAAAUAAUGUUUUGCUCGCGCUACAGACAUCUAUAUCGGUCCUCUAAUACAGGACUAGUGAAGGCCCAGUACACUACAUUUGUGAAAAAAAAUAUUUAAAAAAAGUAUAAUAUCUGUUUUUAUUAAUUAUUUAUUUUUUAAUUCCGAUUUUUCAGGGGGUGCUACAGCAUCCUCAGCACCCCUACUUCCCGCGGCUAUGGUUGGAGAACACAUUGGGAGGGAUCUUAGACCAUUCCAUUCCUUCAUACAGAAUCCUUCCAGAUCCUUGAUUUAAUUUGUCUUUGCUUAUGGACUGCCCUCUUCAAAUUCACACCACAGGUUUUCAAGUCCAGAGAAUGAGAUGUCCAUUGCAAAAUGUUGAUUUUGUGACCAAUACUUGUUAAACAAAAUGUAUUUCUCUGAGCAAUUGUAUUAGUAUAGAAGAAUAUGAUUUCCACACUUUUUCAGAAGUAUUUACAGUUGAAGUCGUAAGUUUACAUACACUUACACAAACCACUCCACACAUUUCUUGUUAACAAACUAUAGUUUUGGCAAGUCGGUUAGGACAUUUACUUUGUGCAUGACACAAGUAAUUUUUCCAACAAUUGUUUACAGACAGAUUAUUUCACUUAUAAUUCACUGUAUCACAAUUCCAGUGGGUCAGAAGUUGACUAGGCCUUUAAACAGCUUGGAAAAUUCCAGAAAAUGAUGUCAUGGCUUUAGAAGCUUCUGUUAGGCUAAUUGACGUCAUUUGAGUCAAUUGGAGGUGUGGCAGCAUCAUGCUGUGGGGGUGCUUUGCUGCAGGAGUGACUGGUGCACUUCACAAAAUAGAUGGCAUCAUGAGGAAGGAAAAUUAUGUGGAUAUAUUGAAGCAACAUCUCAAGACAUCAGUCAGGAAGUUAAUGAUUGGUCUCAAAUGGGUCUUCCAAAUGGACAAUGAACCCAAGCAUAAUUCCAAAGUUGUGGCAAAAUGGCUUAAGGACAACAAAGUCAAGGUAUUGGAGUGGCCAUCACAAAGCCCUGACCUCAAUCCUAUAGACAAUUUGUGGGCAGAACUGAAAAAGCGUGUGCGAGCAAGGAGGCCUACAAACCUGACUCAGUUACACCAGCUCUGUCAGGAGGAAUGGGCCAAAAUUCACCCAAAGUAGGUCUGGUUUCAUGAAGGCGGCUCAAUACUCUGAAACUACACCACUGCUUCCUCUGAAUGCCAGAAGCCUUGGUCACUGUGGUCCAUCUAUCUGGUUCGGAGUGCUGAUAGCACGGCACUAAUGCAUUGCAAACUUAGCAGGUUCAAAAACUAGUGCACAAGCAAUGGAAAACAGACAGAGAUUACAAUAGCAAGGUCUGCCGUAUCUAGAGUGUUGUGUGGUCACACAUAAUAAAGCGCUAGUUUGUAUUUGUACUUGUAUUUGUAUUUCUUAUGGAUCCCCAUUAGAUGCCUCCUAAGGCAGCAGCUACUCUUCCUGGGGUCCAGCAAAAGUAAGGCAGUUAUACAUGUUUUAAAGCAUUACAAUACAUUCACAACAGAUUUCACAACAUACUAAUAAGUGUGUGCCCUCAGGCCCCUACUCUACUACCACAUAUCUACAACACAAAAUCCAUGUGUACGUGUGUGUAUAGUGCAAAUGUUAUUGUGUGUUUGUAUGCAUGUGUCUGUGCCUAUGUUUGUUUUGCUUUAAAGUCCCCGCUGUUCCAUAAGGUGUAUUUUUAUCUGUUUUUAAAAUCUAAUUUUACUGCUUGCAUGAGUUACUUGACGUGGAAUAGAGUUCCAUGUAGUCAUGGCUCUACGUAGUACUGUGCACCUCCCAUAGUCUGUUCUGGACUUGGGGACGGUGAAGAGACCUCUGGUGGCAUGUCUUGUGGGGUAAGCAUGGGUGUCUGAGGUGUGUGCCAGUAGUUCAAACAGACAGCUCGAUGCAUUCAGCAUGUCAAUACCUCUCACAAGUACAAGUAGGGAUGAAGUCAAUCUCUCCUCCACUUUGAGCCAGGAGAGAUCGACAUGCACAUUAUUAACCCCUUUUUUUUCAAUCUUCGCCUAAAAUAACAUACCCAAUAUUAACUGCCUGUAGCUCAGGACCUGAAGCAAGGAUAUGCAUAUUGUUGAUACCAUUUGAAAGGAAACACUUUGAAGUUUGUGGAAAUGUGAAAUUAAUGUAGGAGAAUAUAACACAUUAGAUCUGGUAAAAGAUGAUACAAACAAAAAAACAUGCAUUUUCUAUUAUUUGUUUUGUUCCAUCAUCUUUGAAAUGCAAGAGAAAGGCCACAAUAUAAUAUUGCAGUUUCCAGUGAAGCAUUGCAAUACUGGACUAUUUUGUAUCAAGUCUGCCCAAAUGUGCCGAAUUGGUCAAUUGAUACAUUAACAAGUACAUAACUAUUGAGAACAUACAAAAAUGAUAUGGUAAUACAAAAUAUAAGUUUACACACUCCCAGGAAUGUCAUACAUGAUGGAUCAUUAGCUUAUACACUAACUUUCACACAUCUAGAUGGCCGGGCGGGGUGGGGGUGGAGCCAGAGACAGCAGGGGUUCAAACAGUAGAACCCAGUUCCUACAUUUGAAUAUAAAAAUGGAUUUGAUCAAACAAAACUAUACUACAUUUUAUCUCUGGGACCCUUAGGAUGACAAAUCAGAGCAAGAUUACUGAAUGUAAGUACAUUAUUUACCUUCAGAGGUGAAUGUAUCAAACCAGUUGCCGUGCUAAGUUUUUUGUUGUUGUGCACUCACCUCAAACAAUAGUAUGGUAUUAUUUCACUGUAAUAGCUACUGUAAAUUGGACAGUGCAGUUAUAUGAACAAGAAUUUAAGCUUUCUGCCCAUAUAAGACAUGUCUAUGUCCUGGAAAGUUUGCUGUUACUUACAACAGUCAUGCUAAUCACAUUAGCGCACAUUAGCUCAACCGUCCCGUAUAUGGGACACCGAUCCCAUAGAGGUUAAUGUUAGCUCUCUGUGUACAUCCAAUGCAGAGUAGCGCUUUAUUAUGGACAGACUUCUCCCCAUCCUAGCUACUGUUGUAUCAAUAUGUUUUGACCAUGACAGUUUACAAUCCAGGGUUACUCCAAGCAGUGUAUUCUCCUCAACUUGCUCAGUUUCCACAUUAUUCAUUACAAGAUUUAGUUGAGGUUUAGGGUUUGGUGAAUGAUUUGUCCCAAAUACAAUGCUUCUAGUUUUGAAAUAUUUAAGACUAACUUAUUCCUUGCCACCCAUUCUGAAACUAACUGCAGUUGCAGUGAUUUCAGUCGCUGUGGUAGCUGACGUGUAUAGUGUUGAGUCAUCAGCAUACAUAGACACACUGGCUAGUUGUUCAUGGUUGGCAUGUAGUGGUUACAUUGACACACAAUGGGGUCACACCCAGGAGGGCAUCGACCUCCAUGUAAAACACAUAGCUCUUGAAUGAGGGUGGAUUCCCUAGUGUUAUACAAAACACUCUGGGUUAAUAUUACACACAGUAACAAUGCAUUGUAAAAAAAAAAUAUAUAUACAUAUAAUAAAUAAAAAUACAACAACAAAAACAUUGAAUGUGGGAAACCAGCACCAUGUCUAUUAAUUAAACUGUGGACGCUGCUCCAUCUCUUGGUUGGAAGACUAAAUAACUUUCAGAAAUAUUUCUGACUCUCUUGUCCCCUCUGCUGGAUAUACUACAGUACCUCAGACACAUGGCCUUUCAAAAUGCAAUUUCUAAACUAAAAACAAGCAUUACAGUGAUAUCAAGCAUAAAUACUUUCUGGAAUUACAAAUACUUAAAGCCAUUUUUCAAGUGAAAAAGUCAGGAUUAAAACUGUACAUCUGUUUGAUCAAAGACAGUUAACCAAUACUGUAGUACCAGUACACGCUCAGAAAAAAAGGUGCUAUCUAGAACCAAAAAGGGUUCUUCAGAUGUCCCCAUAGGAGAACCAUUUGAAGAACCCAUUUUGGUUCCAGGUAGAAUCCUUGUGGUUCCAGGUUGAACCCUUGUGGUUCCAGGUAGAACCCUUUUGGAUUACCAGGACGUGUACUCAGAGCAUGCACGGACCAACUGGCUAGUGUCUUCACUGACAUUUCCAACCUCUCCCUGACCGAGUCUGUAAUACCUAAAUGUUUCAAGCAGACCAGCAUAGUCCCUGUGCCCAAUAAUGCGAAGGUAACCUGCCUAAAUGACUACCGCCCCGUAGCACUCAUGUCGGUAGCCAUUAAGUGCUUUGAAAGGCUGGUCAUGGCUCACAUCAACACCAUCAUCCCGGAAACCCUAGACCCACUCCAAUUCGCAUACCGCCCGAACAGAUCCACAGAUGACACAAUCUCAAUCGCACUUCACACUGUCCUUUCCCACCUGGACAAAAGGAACACCUAUGUGAGAAUGCUGUUCAUUGACUACAGCUCAGCGUUCAACACCAUAGUGCCCACAAAGUUUAUCACUAAGCUAAAGACCCUGGGACUAAACACCUCCCUCUGCAACUGGAUCCUGGACUUCCUGACGGGCCGCCCGAGGUGGUAAGGGUAGGCAACAACACAUCUGCCACGCUGAUCCUCAACACCGGGGCCCCUCAGGGGUGUGUGUGCUUAGUCCCCUCCUGUACUCCCCUGUUCACCCACGACUGCGUGGCCAAGCACGACUCCAAAACCAUAAUUAAGUUUGCUGAUGACACAACAGUGGUAGGCCUGAUCACGGACAACGAUGAGACAGCCUAUAGGGAGGAGGUCAGAGACCUGGCAGUGUGGUGCCAGGACAACAACCUCUCCUUCAAUGUCAGCAAGACAAAGGAGCUGAUGGUGGACUACAGGAAAAGGAGGGCCGAACAGGCCCCCAUUAACAUCGACGGGGUUGUAGUGGAGCAGGUCGAGAGUUUCAAGUUCCUUGGUGUCCACAUCACCAACAAACUAUCAUGGUCCAAACACACCAAGACAGUCAUGAAGAGGGAACUACAACAAAUUUUUUUUUUUUAUUGUGUUACUUUUUAUUUAAUUUAUUAAAUGUUUUCUUUAGUUUAUUCAGUAAAUACUUUCUUAACUCUAGUUCUUGCAUUGUUGGUUAAGGGAUUGUAAGUAAGCAUUUCACGGUUAGGUCUACACCUGUUGUAUUCGCGCAUGUGACAAAUAACAUUUGAUUUGAUUUGAUGUAGAACCCUUUGCACAGAGGGUUCUACAUGCUACCCAAAAGAGUUAUGCUUAAAAGGGAUCUACCUGAAACCAAAAAAGGGUUAUCUUAUGGGGACAGUCGCAGAACCCUUUUGGAACCCUUUUUUCUAAGAGCGUAGGUUGAAAAAUAUAUAUAAUCUUAGGGCUGUUUUCCAGCGAAUAUUAACAGUCACAAUGUGGUGGAUGAUCUAGGCCUAUAAGAGGUGUCAAUCAAUAGUACGUAUGGUAAGUUCACACUCUGAGAGGUGAGAUCCUGUGAAGCGAGCAGGUGGUACAUCCUGUGAAGGAGUUCAUAGAGACACUCAGCACUUCAAAACCCACCAGUCUGAGAAGACAAAGACUCCAUCACUCACUCUCUCACAUUCUCGAACACAUUUUCAAUCACGCUCUUUGACAACAUGGCUGCCACAUCUCUCCUGCUCCUGCUCAUCACUCUCCUGCCUGCUCCAGGGCUCACAGGUAAGACCAAACUUCACCUUUGACCUCUACUCACUCUGGGGUGAGAGGGCAGCAGUGUGGGAAACUUUUGACCUUCUCACCCUCAUCUAUUCUCUAGAACAGCAAAGGGACGCUAGGGACAUAGACACACAGAAGGUCUUCUUUCUGGUUUUAUAAUAUAACCUGACAAUUAUGGUACAAUUAAUCAAUUAGUUGUCUGGUAAAGACCAGAACAAUUGAUGUGAUGAAAAACAAUUCAAUAUCUUGUAUCGACGUGAUAGCCCACCACUGCUUACGUUUCAUUAGGUCAAAUCUCUCUGUCCCAGCUUACCAGGACUCUGGCAUAGUGAAUGGAGCAGAAUCCAGACGCAACUCCAAACCCUACAUGGUCUCUAUACAAAACAAGACUAAGCAUAUCUGUGGAGGGUUCCUCGUGUCUGAGAGCUUUGUCAUGACAGCCGCCCACUGCUACAUAUGGUAAUUGUGUUUUACUCUAAUCCUAUUGAACUAUUUAGGUAAGAAAAUGACUUCCACAACUUUAACUACUCAAACCAAAAAGUCAUAAAUUGUUCUCUGGUAUCUGUUAAAAAUGGCAUAUUUGUUUUAUGCUGUAGAAUGUUCUGUGUGCUUAGGUGCUCAGUAAGUAGACUGUUGUUUCCUCUUCACAGGGGUGUGAAUCUGACGGUUAUGGUUGGUGCUCAUGACAUUACAAGACCUCGAAGUUCUUCUUACAUCAUUGAUGUGAAAGAUUACCACAUACAUCCUGGUUACAAUGCUAAGACAUUGGAGAACGACAUCAUGCUGUUGCAGGUACAUGACAGCGGAAGUAUGCAAAAUCCAGUGCAGUAGUCAUGUAUGAAAACCAUGGAAGAUGUGUAUAAUAAUAUUUUGUAUAAUAUCAUCAACUGUAUGAUCAUGUGCUCCAAAUGUAGCUUGUCAAAACUACCCCGAAGAGCAAAGCUGUGCAGCAGAUCCCUCUCCCUAAGAAAGACCAGGACAUCAAGGCCAAAUCCUUCUGUACCGUCGCAGGGUGGGGUGCCACCAAAACAAACGGUUCUGCAAACCCAUGCCUUCUAGAGGUGAAUGUAGCUGUUGUAGACAGAAGUUCCUGCCAGAGAUCUUGGGGGAAAACUGGCACCAUAACCCCGUCUAUGAUAUGUGCUGGUGGUACUGCUGCUGAUUAUAAAGGCGUUUGCCAGGUAUGGUCAUAGAAUGUCUUUAAUUCUGAUAAUGCAUUAAUUAUAAAGUGACUUUCUUUGUAAAUGUAGAGUAAUUUAGUUUUUUCAUUCCCUUAUUUCAACUAUUAUUGCAGGGAGAUUCAGGAGGUCCUCUGGUGUGCAAGGGGACAGCAGUAGGAGUUGUGUCCUUUAACCAGAAAGACAACUGCAAUGAGCCACAGAAGCCCAACGUCUACACCAAAAUAUCCAAGUAUCUUUCCUGGAUCAAGUGUAUCAUGAAGUAUUAAGGAAUGAAAUAUACAUUGAGUGAGUAAUAAAUGAAGAGUUUAUUUCCAAAACGCUUAUGGGUACCUUCAUGUGUGUGUGUAAAAUAUUACUGUUCUCAGAUCUUUUAUUAAUAGAUUUCAGAUGUGUAUGAAAAUGUUUUUGUUUGUUGUUGUAGGCUGUAUAUCCAUUGUUUAGCUGGAAUGGAAUGUUUGUAUCCUGUAUAUUUGACUGUGAUAUGAUGUUGUCUCACCUAGCUAUUUUAAGAUUAAUUAACUUACUGUAAGUCGCUCUGGAUAAUAGCAUCUGCUAAAUGACUAAAAUGUCAAUUUUUUUAUUUGUUUUACAUACAGAUCUCAUAUUACUGUAUUGAAUUAUAUAUAAUAAAAAAAAAACAUGUAUGUUGAUGUCACCAAUCUAACAUUUGUACAUUUCUUUAUAAUGUUUUUUGUUAUUUUUGUUAUUUCUUACAUUUGACUGCGUAAAACCUAGCAGUACUACUUAUUUCUCUGAUAGUGAGGCAAAUAUAUAGCAUUUUGCACAAAAAAAACCCAGAAACAUGAUUAUCUGUCUGAAAUGAAACCAUCAAGUGAUAGAUUUUUAACAAAUACAUGUCUGUCAUUGAACAAAUCCCAUGCCAUGAUUAGAUAGUGUAAAAACACACCAAUCUCUUUCAUAAUUUCUUUAAACAAUAAAAGCUAAUUCACCAACAUUUCUGAAAAAGGAUAUUUGGAGUUUUGGAAUGAAACUCUUCAAAUAUAUAUCACUGUAUCAAACAGAAAAGGAUGUCCGUUCUUCAAUGAGCUCUGUACCGUGUCUGUGUGCCUGUGAGAAUGUGUUUGCGGACGUAAGAGAAACUGUUUAUGCACGCACAUGCACGUGUUUAUUUUAGUUGAUUUCCAUUAACAGCCUCAAGUCAUUUUCCAUUCUUCACUGUAGAUAAAGGCUAUAUACGGUUAAAAAUAUGACCAAGCUCUUUAAGUCAACGCAAGUAGCCUCAUGUGUGUAUAUUCAUCCGAUGUACAGUAUAUACGUACAGAUUGCAUUUGGAUUACUGUUACAGAGCUUUUGGGUUAAUUGGAUUCGUUCUGACAUUUCUUUUUUUAAAUGUUUUUAUUUGUUUUACAUUUUACUGCAUUGUUAGGAGCUAGUAACAUAAGCAUUUUGCUGCACCUGCUAUAACAUCUGAUAAACUGCGUACAUGACCAAUAAACUUUGAUUUGAUUUGAGUAUACAUCUUUAGGCAGCUAGCUCUUCUUGCAUCUUCAGCAGUCAUCACCCAACACCACCACACGUGGAAACUUGUCUCUCUGUUUCUGUGUGCUGAGAAACACUCAGAUGUAGUUUCACAGAAGAAUACCACCAAGGUCCAAGAUUAUUCAACAAGGUUCCACUUCAAUGAUCACAACACAACUUCCUCUUAAUCUGAAACUAACAUUGCAUUUAAUGUUUUACUGUUGUUUCUAUAGUGACUUGAAAGGUAUGGCCCUUUCGUAGUUAACAUGUUGUUUCUGAAUAGGUGCACUCUGUAGGCCAAUAUCUAUCUCAACUAGUUUUCAUUGUGAGUCCCCCGUCCCCAUCCCCGUCCCCGUCCCCGUCCCCGUCCCCGUCCCCCGUCCCCGUCCCCGUCCCCCGUCCCCACUCUCUUGCUCCCUCUGCUAGAUGUAACCAUACCUGAGAGUCUUGACACAACAGACAUGAGACAAGACAAAAGCAUUUACCACUAAGUAUGAAGAAAUGUAUCAUAGUGCUGUUUUCACUGGAAAUGUGAAUAAUCAUAAUGUGAUAAUCACAAUGACAGGAUUCUGGCAUAGUGAAUGGAGUACAGGCCAGGUGCUACUCCAAACCCUAUACGGUCUCUGUACAGGCAAAGACACAUAUCUGUGGAGUGUAUGUGUGUGUGUGUGCGUGUGUGUGCUGAUUUCCAGCAAAAGCCUCAAGUCAUUUUCCAUGAGUCACUACUGACAUGAACAACAUAGGGUUAUUAUCAUACGAGUCUUUAGACACAUAGGCUACAUGGAAACAAAUAGUGAAGAAAACAAAGUAGCUCUGGUUUCAUGAAGGCGACACAAUACUCUGAAACUACACCACUGCUUCCUUUGAAUGCCAGAAGCCUUGGUCAAUGUGGUUCAUCUAUCUGGUUCGGAGUGCUGAUAGCACGGCACUAAUGCAUUGCAAACUUAGCAGAUGCAACAAGUGGUUCACAGCGCGACUGAAAACAGACUGAGAUGACAAUAGCAAGGCCUGCCACAUUUUAUUUGAUUUUAUUAGGAUCUCUUUUAGUCCUCAUUUGGACUAAUCUUCCAAGAGUCCUUAAACAUUAAAAUACAAUUUAUAAUACAAUCACAUUUUCACCUAUAACACACUGGUACAAACAACAGAUGUAAUACACUGACAUAUUGACCAGAUAAAUACUCUGACAGAAUAUUUAGAUUUAGAUAGAUUGGUUCCUUCCUCUACCAUAGUCAUGCACAUCCUUCCAAUGUAUUAUGUUUAAGUAGUUCUAAAGUAUUGUAUGACUUUUUAUAUUGAAAGGUUUUUGGUUUGCUCAGAUAAAUAAUUCAAUUUCUUUAUUGCGCUGAAUCUAAAUGUUAUUUUGCCAAUUUCUCUUCUCUGCCGGGAUAAGACAUAGAUGGCGGACAAUCUAUUCCUAGUAUUGACUGAAUGUCUGUCUCUUACCAACUGAAUCCUGUUGUGAAUGGAGUUUGGCCGUUUUAAAUAGUGUACAUUGUGAAAUGAAAUAAGCAUGUUUUUUAGGUAUCUAGAGUGGGGUGAUCACACAAUGUUAACGUCUAGUUGUUCAUGGUUGGCACGUAGACACAUAAUGGGAUCAAAGAAAGGAGGGCAUCGACCUCCAUGUAAGACAAAUAGCUAUUGUCUUGAAUGAGGGAGAAAGCACAGACAAUUUAAAUAGGUAAUUACAUGGGAUAAGCUGGUGGAAUUCUCUGAUGUUACACAAAACACGCUGGGUUAAUGUUGCACAAUGCAUUGUAGGAGGGGGGAAACACUGAAUGUGGGGAAACCAGCACCAUGUCGAUUCUUUCAACUGGGGACGCUGCACCAUCUCUUGGUUGUAAGACUGAAUAACUUUCAGAAAUAUUUCUGACUCUCUUGUCCCCUCUGCUGGAUAUACUACAGUACCUGAGACACACGGCCUGACAAAAUGAGUAUUCAAUUAUUUCUUACCUAAAUACAAUUAUUACAGUGAUAUCAAGCAUGAAUCCUUUCUGGAAUUACAAAUACUUAAAGCCAUUUUUCAAGUGAAAAAUUAGUGAUUAAAACGGUAUAUCUGUUUUAUCAAAGAAAGUUAACUAAUAGUACAAUUAGGUAGGAAAAUAUAUAUCAUCUUAGGGCUGUUUUCCAGCGAAUAUUAACAGUCACAAUGUGGUGGAUGAUCUAGGCCUAUAUGAGGUGUCAAUCGAUAGUAUGUAUGGUAAGUUCACACUCUGAGAGGUGAGAAUCUGUGACACUAGCAGGUGGUACAUCCUGUGAAGGAGUUCAUAGAGACACUCACCACUUCUAAACCCACCAGUCUGAGAAGACAAAGACCCCAUCACUCAUUCUCUCACAUUCUCAAACACAUUUUCAAUCACGCUCUUUGACAACAUGGCUGCCACAUCUCUCCUGCUCCUGCUCAUCACUCUACUGCCCGCUCCAGGGCUCACAGGUAAGACCAAACGUCACCUUUGACGUCUACACACUCUGGGGUCAGAGGGCAGCAGAGUGGGACAUUUUACCUUCUGACCCGCAUCUAUUCUCUAGAACAGCAAAGGGACGCUAGGGACAUACAGUGGGGAAAAAAAGUAUUUAGUCAGCCACCAAUUGUGCAAGUUCUCCCACUUAAAAAGAUGAGAGAGGCCUGUAAUUUUCAUCAUAGGUACACGUCAACUAUGACAGACAAAAUGAGAAAAAAUUAUCCAGAAAAUCACAUUGUAGGAUUUUUUAUGAAUUUAUUUGCAAAUUAUGGUGGAAAAUAAGUAUAUGGUCAAUAACAAAAGUUUCUCAAUACUUUGUUAUAUACCCUUUGUUGGCAAUGACACAGGUCAAACGUUUUCUGUAAGUCUUCACAAGGUUUUCACACACUGUUGCUGGUAUUUUGGCCCAUUCCUCCAUGCAGAUCUCCUCUAUAGCAGUGAUGUUUUGGGGCUGUCGCUGGGCAACACGGACUUUCAACUCCCUCCAAAGAUUUUCUAUGGGGUUGAGAUCUGGAGACUGGCUAGGCCACUCCAGGACCUUGAAAUGAUUCUUACGAUGCCACUCCUUCGUUGCCCGUGCGGUGUGUUUGGGAUCAUUGUCAUGCUGAAAGACACAGCCACGUUUCAUCUUCAAUGCCCUUGCUGAUGGAAGGAGGUUUGCAGUCAAAAUCUCACGAUACAUGGCCCCAUUCAUUCUUUCCUUUACACGGAUCAGUCGUCCUGGUCCCUUUGCAGAAAAACAGCCCCAAAGCAUGAUGUUUCCACCCCCAUGCUUCACAGUAGGUAUGGUGUUCUUUGGAUGCAACUCAGCGGCGUAGUGUGUUACUGAUGGUAGGCUUUGUUACUUUGGUCCCAGCUCUCUGCAGGUCAUUCACUAGGUCCCCCCGUGUGGUUCUGGGAUUUUUGCUCACCGUUCUUGUGAUCAUUUUGAACCCACGGGGUGAGAUCUUGCGUGGAGCCCCAGAUCGAGGGAGAUUAUCAGUGGUCUUGUAUGUCUUCCAUUUCCUAAUAAUUGCUCCCACAGUUGAUUUCUUCAAACCAAGCUGCUUGCCUAUUGCAGAUUCAGUCUUCCCAGCCUGGUGCAGGUCUACAAUUUUGUUUCUGGUGUCCUUUGACAGCUCUUUGGUCUUGGCCAUAGUGGAGUUUGGAGUGUGACUGUUUGAGGUUGUGGACAGGUGUCUUUUAUACUGAUGACAAGUUCAAACAGGUGCCAUUAAUACAGGUAACGAGUGGAGGACAGAGGAGCCUCUUAAAGAAGAAGUGACAGGUCUGUGAGAGCCAGAAAUCUUGCUUGUUUGUAGGUGACCAAAUAUUUAAUUUGCAAAUAAAUUCAUAAAAAAUCCUACAAUGUGAUUUUCUGGAUUUGUUUUCCUCAAUUUGUCUGUCAUAGUUGACGUGUACCUAUGAUGAAAAUUACAGGCCUCUCUCAUCUUUUUAAGUGGGAGAAUUUGCACAAUUGGUGGCUGACUAAAUACUUUUUUCCCCCACUGUAGACACACAGAAGGUCUUCUUUCUGGUUUUAUAAUGUAACCUGACAAUUAUGGUACAAUUCAUCAAUUAGUUGUAUGGUAAAGUACAGUAAAAGCACAAAUAUGGAAAACCCGGUGCCGAAUUGCAAUUGAAAAUAUUUUGGUUUCCAGCGAGACAGUCUUUAAACAAAUUCGAAUUGAUCUGAAAAGGAGAAGAACCAUUGAAACGAAACGUGGAGGGGGUGAACGAUGGGAAGUUGUUGACUUUUGAAUCCCUUAAAAUCAUUCUCAAUCUUUCUUCAUUAUGAAAUGUAAAUGUGAUAUAAUGUAUGGUAUUGAUGUUAAUAAAGCUGAUCUUGUUAUAAAAACACAAUUUUUUUAAGUAAAUAGCAGAAUGUCAUGAAAAAUUAUUCAAUAUCUUGUAUCGACGUGAUAGCCUACCACUGCCUACGAUUCAUUAAGGCAAAUCUCUCUGUCCCAGCCUACCAGGACUCUGGCAUAGUGAAUGGAGCAGAAGCCAGACUUAACUCCAAACCCUACAUGGUCUCUGUACAAGCAAAGAAGUCACAUAUCUGUGGAGGGUUCCUCGUGUCUGAGAGUUUUGUCAUGACAGCCGCCCACUGCUACAAAUGGUAAUUGUGUGUUACUCUUAUCCUAUUGAACUAUUUUGGUAAGAAAAUGACAUCUACAACUUUAACUACUCAAACCAAAAAGUCAUAAAUUGUUCUCUGGUAUCUGUUAAAAAUGGCAUAUUUGUUUUAUGCUGUAGAAUGUUCUGUGUGCUUAGGUGCUCAGUAAGUAGACUGUUGUUUCCUCUUCACAGGGGUGUGAAUCUGACAGUUGUGGUUGGUGCUCAUGACAUUACAAGGCAGGAAAGUUCUCACAUCAUUGAUGUGAAAUAUUACCACAUACAUCCUGGUUACAAUGCUAAGCCAUUGGAGAACGACAUCAUGCUGUUGCAGGUACAUGACAGCAGAAGUAUGCACAAUGUGAGAAUGUCUCUUAGCUUAGCCCCCCAUUCCUCAAAUAAUAAAUGCCAAAUGUACUGUUAUAAAUAACAUAUCUACAUAGAUUAACAUUUCAUUUAAUGAGGUGUGAUUUACAUCUACAUUUUAGUCAUUUAGCAGAUGCUCUUAUGCAGAGUAACUUACAAUAGUGAGUCCAUACAUCUUCUUUUUAUUUUGUACUCGUCCUCCGUGGGAAUCAAACCCACAACCACAGCAUUGCAAGCGCCAUGCUCAACCAACUGAGCCACACAAGACCCAUAGUCGCGUAUGAAAACCUUUGAACAUGUGCAUACAUAGUAGCCUAUUAAUGUUGCAUAAUAUAUCAUAUAGUGUAUUAGAAAACCUAACUACAGACAUGUACUCUAACUGUAGCUUGUCAAAACUACCCGGAAGAGCAAAGCUGUGCAGCAGGUCCCUCUCCCUAAGAAAGACCAGGACAUCAAGGCCAAAUCCUUCUGUACCGUGGCAGGGUGGGGUGCCACCAAAACAGGGGGCUCUGCAAACCCACGCCUUCUGGAGGUGAAUGUCACCGUUGUAGACAGAAGUUCCUGCCAGAGAUCUUGGGGGAACACUGUCACUAUAACCCCGUCUAUGAUAUGUGCCGGUGGUACUGCUGCUGAUUAUAAAGGCAUUUGCCAGGUAUGGUCAUAGAAUGUAGUUAAAGGGCAACUCCACUACUUUUCAACUUCAUUUCCAUUAUCUCCAGCACAAUACCAGUGUCAACAUAUGUGAAAAUGGCGCAUUACUACGCUUUGUAGAAAAAAUAUCAAGUAAAGAAGUUCUACCCAAUGACAUCAUCAAAAGAUAAAACAUUUUCAGUCACUAUGUGAUUCGUGGUGACAUGGGGAGCAAGGAAAUACCCUCCCUUGGGCUAGAAACUCGUUUCAGGUCUUGAAAAUCACUGUGUUUUUUAAAAACUUUUAAUCCUACCCUUUGAUUUUUUAGGACCUUUCUUCUUACAGUAUCUUUUUAACCACAGAUCUUAGAAAUGUGUUUUCACAUAUGAACAGUUAAUUUCCAAAACGCUAUAUCCACAAAUGUUUUCAGAUUUGUGUUUUUUCAUCAGAAAUGAUUGCUUAUGGGUACCUUCAUGUGUGUGUAAAUUUGUUAUGUUCUCAUAUGUUUUGUUCAUAGAUAUUAAAUAUGUAUGAAAAUGUGUUAUUUUUGCAAAACGCUAUGUAUCCAUUGUUUAGCUGGAAUGGAAUGUUCGUAUCCUAUAUAUUUGACUGUGAUAUGUGGUUGCCUCACCUAGCUAUCGUAAGAUAAAUGCACUUACUUUACUGUAAGUCGCUCUGGAUAAGAGCAUCUGCUAAAUGACUAAAAUGUCAGAUCUCAUAUUACUGCAGGUAGCCUAGCGGUUACUGGUUCAAAUACCUAAACCGACUAUGUGAAAAAUCUGUUGAUGUGCCCUUGAGCAAGACACGUAAUCCAAAUUGCUCCUGUAAAUCACUCUGGAUAAGAGCGUCUACAAAAAAUGUAAUUAUUUAAAAAAAGCAUUUUUAAAUAUUGAUGUCACAAAAGUAUCAUUUAUACAGUUAUUUAUAAAAAAAUGUAUUUAUUUGUUACAUUUGACUGUGUAAAACCUAGCAGUACUACUUAUUUCUGUGAGACUGAGGUGGAUAUGUAGCAUUUAGCAAAAAAAAUAGAUUAUUUGUCUCUCUGAAAUGAAACCAUGAAGUGAUAUAUGUCUGUCACUGAACAACCCCAUGCCUCGAUUAGAUAGUGAAACAACACAACAAUCGCUUUCAUAAUUUCUUUAAACAAUAAAAGCUAAUUUACCAACAUUUCUGAAAAUAGAUAUGCUGCAUUUUGGAAUGAAACUCUUCAUAUGUAGACACUGGUUUGGUGCUGGAGAUAAUGAAUAUGAGGUUGAAAAUUGUUGGAAUUGCCCUUUAAUUCUGAUAAUGCAUUAAUUAUAAAGAAGCGAUUUGCUUUGCAAAUGAAGAGUACGUUUGUUUUUUCCCUCCAUUGUUUCAACUAUCAUUGCAGGGAGAUUCAGGAGGUCCUCUGGUGUGCAAGGGGACAGCAGUAGGAGUUGUGUCCUUUAACCAGGAAGGAAACUGCAAUGAGCCACAGAAGCCCAACGUCUACACCAAAAUAUCCAAGUAUCUUUCCUGGAUCAAGUGCAUCAUUAAGUAUUAA
This is a messenger RNA of Coregonus sp. 'balchen', 18096 nucleotides long. NCBI's taxonomy places the organism in Eukaryota, Metazoa, Chordata, Actinopteri, Salmoniformes, Salmonidae. The record is from the annotation of a GenBank genome assembly.